Messenger RNA from Triticum turgidum subsp. durum (durum wheat), 702 nucleotides. The record is from the annotation of a GenBank genome assembly. Lineage: Eukaryota; Viridiplantae; Streptophyta; Magnoliopsida; Poales; Poaceae.
AUGGCCACCUUUCUGAUCUUCCUCAUACUUGCCCUCGCCGCCGGCAGCAGCAACCACGGAGGAGCAGCGGCUGCCGCCCCCGGCGACCGACCUGACCUUAUCGUCCUGCACAUCCAUGGCAGUAGCCCCCCAAAUGCCUCCGUGGCCUUUCAGACCCACGACCUCUCCUGGGGCGGCCACUGGCAGGCCUUCCCAGGCCUCGGUCACCUGUUCCCGACGUCCACGCCGCUCACGUUCGGCAGCAGCUAUGACGACCUCAUCGGCGGCCUCGCCAACCUGCCGGGCGUGCCGCUGGGGCGGCAGGCCAUGAUCGAGGCCGCCCGGGUGCUCUCCGCCUACGACCCGUCCGCGGCCGCGGUCGCCGACGUCGAGCCAGUCAAGCGCGCGCUGGCAACGCUCAAGGUGAUGCUAAGCGAGACACAGCGGCUGCAGCCCAUCCACGAGACCGUCAGCGGCGGGUGGGAGAGCGAGUCCCGCGUCGCGCCCGAGCACCUGCCCUACAUCGACCACUGGGACACCAUGUCCUACGAGAUCAUCCGCGCCAACCGGACGGGCAAGUGGAACGGGCCCUUCGCCAAGAUGCUGGAGACCCAAGCCAACAUCCGCAGCCAGGAGGAGGCGCUCGCCGUCGUCCGGGUGGUGCUCCAUGCUGACUUCGAGCAGGUGCUCCAGGCUCACGGCACCAAGAUCAACUUCCAGUAA